Fusarium sp. VM40 is the source of this 1335-nucleotide messenger RNA. Lineage: Eukaryota; Fungi; Ascomycota; Sordariomycetes; Hypocreales; Nectriaceae. The record is from the annotation of a GenBank genome assembly.
AUGAAGUUGACUUACAUCAUCGCGGCGACCUUUGCUUGCGCGCCAGCACUUGCUGUGCCCGCUGGUUUCGUUACCACUGACGGCACCAAGUUCUCUCUUGACGGCAAAGACUUUUUCUUUGCCGGUAGUAACGCAUACUACCUCCCGUUCAACGUCUGGGGAACAGACCACUACAAGGAUGUCAAGGUCGGCUUGGAGGCUGCAAAAGAUGCUGGUCUCAAGGUCAUCCGUACCUGGGCUUUCCACGACCAGAACAAGACAUAUGUGGCUGGUGGUCUUCCUCAGUACGGUACAGGGGCUGAAAACACUGCUAUGCAAGUGUUCAAUCCAGACGGCACUGUCAAGAUUGAUCUGAGCAAGCUUGAUGUUGUCGUUGAGGCCGCUGAAGCAACCAACAUGAAGUUGAUUUUGGCCCUGACUAACAAUUGGGCUGAUUACGGUGGCAUGGAUGUUUACACCGUCAAUCUCGGUGGCCGCUACCAUGAUGAUUUCUACCGUCUACCUGCUAUCAAGAAGGCCUUCAAAAAUUACAUCAAGAACGUCGUCGACAGAUACAAGGACUCUUCUGCGGUUCUCGCCUGGGAAAUUGCCAAUGAACCCCGUUGCGGCGCCGACGGUACCCGUAACCUUCCCCGGGGCCCGGAUUGCAGCCCUGCGCUGAUCACAUCAUGGGUCAAUGAAAUGAGCACCUACAUCAAGUCCAUCGACGCUGACCAUCUUGUCACCACUGGAAGUGAAGGUGGCUUCAACCGCAAGUCUGACGACUGGACUUACAACGGUGCCGAUGGAACAGACUUCGAAGCUGAACUUGCGCUUCCCAACAUUGACUUUAAUACAUUCCACUCGUAUCCUCAGUACUGGAGCAAGACAUCCGACUGGGUGGUUCAGUGGAUCAAAGAUCAUGCAGCAGCUGGCGCAGCAGCUAAGAAGCCAGUUCUGCACGAGGAGUAUGGCUGGACUGAAAAGGCCACGCGCGUGAGUACCUUGAGCAAGUGGCAGAAAGCCUCGCUGGAUCUAGAGGUGAGCGAUAUGUACUGGCAAUUUGGCUUUUCUGGAUACUCGUACGGAAAGAACCACGAUGACGGAAAUACUAUCUACCUGGAGGAUGAUGAGGCUCAGCCUCUAGUAUACCAACACGCCGCUGCUGUUAACGGCGGAGAUGCGCCGCCGAAGCCUACCAGCACGAGCACAACUCCCCCCAAGCCUACUGAUACUUCGGGUCCACGUGUGGCCAGAUAUGGACAGUGCGGUGGUGCGUCAUGGACUGGAGCGACUCUUUGUGAGUCUCCUUAUACUUGCAAGGCGCAGAAUCAGUGGUACUCGCAGUGUCUGUAG